CUUACUGUGACGCCUUUCGGCGAACGAUUCAUCAUUUCCAUUCGGAUGUGGUGAUUCCUUACGAUGAGGGGAGAGGGAGGGACCAUUCUUAUAAAACUCAGCGACGCUCAGUGCCUGUUGACAGUGGCAAUUUACGGUACGGACGUACAUCAUCAUGGUUUCACUGGGGAGUUUUGGAGUCCUCUUGGGAGUUUUGGCAGUGGCCAGUGGACACUCUUAUCACAUGGGGUCAUGCCCCACCGUGGAACCCCAGCAGGGAUUCCAAAUGGGCCGGUUCCUAGGCCAUUGGUACGUCAUCCAGAAGACAUCAACAGCCAGUAAAUGCAUCAGCUAUAAUUACACACGCGGAGAUGAGCCCGGAGAGUAUAUAAUCACCCAGGACUCCAAUCAUCCAAUCCUUGGCCUCACGCCACUGAAACAUGAGUACCAUUAUACUGGGGAGCUCACGGUUCCCGAGCCAAGCACACCCGGACGCAUGCAAGUCCGUUUUCCACUGAGUGUGGCUGGAACAGCCUCUCACGUGGUUUUCGCAACCGACUACGACACUUAUGCAGCUAUUUUCACCUGUCAAUCCCUGGCCUUUGCCCACCGGCAGAGUGCAACCCUGCUCUCUCGCACGAAGGAGCUCGAAAAAUCGACGAUUGAUGAAAUCAGAGCAAAACUGAGUCGAUUCGGAGUUGAUCCUUUCGAACUCAGUAUCGUUCCUCAGACGGGCUGCGACACCGGAAAAGAUCCUGUGGAUAUCGACAUUAACCCCGGGACCUUCAGUGCCGAGAACAUUGGGAAAUUAUUUAAGAAGGCUGGGGAGAAGAUUGGAGACGGUGUUGAGUGGGUCGCCAACGCUGGGAGCAAAGUUUAUCACAAGAUAGCGGGGACUGAGGAGAAGGAGAGGAAGCCCACCACCACAACGACACCCCCCAGUCACGGAAGAAUUGAGACUAAUGAUGUGGAAUGGAUCCCGUAAACAAUUCUUUAUUAAUACUCUUUUUUUUUAUAAACAACUGAUUUCCAUUGUGACUGAUUUUUAGCUGAAGGAGAAGUGCGAAUUUUCAAUGUUUUGUCAUUCGAUGUUUCUAGCAUGACGUGACCUUUUUUUUUAUUUACUUGCUUGUGAAGAUAAUACUUUGGAAUAGUCUUAUCACCAGAGAUUAGAAGAGAACAAAUAUUUUGGAUUUUGGAGAAUAUUGAGUGAUUGUUAAUGGAACGUAAUUGAGAUUAUGAAUAAAGAUUUGUAUGGUUGCUGUA
Molecule: messenger RNA, 1245 nt
Organism: Diachasmimorpha longicaudata
Lineage: Eukaryota; Metazoa; Arthropoda; Insecta; Hymenoptera; Braconidae
Product: apolipoprotein D-like
Exons: 5
Coding region: 155-964 (269 amino acids)
Biological process (GO): lipid metabolic process; response to reactive oxygen species; lipid transport
Cellular component (GO): cytoplasm
Molecular function (GO): lipid binding
Source: RefSeq, a predicted model, not a curated record